Colletotrichum gloeosporioides is the source of this 2688-nucleotide messenger RNA. RefSeq lists its product as uncharacterized. The record is from RefSeq and is a predicted model, not a curated record. Bases 1 to 2688 code for a protein of 895 amino acids. Gene Ontology annotation, molecular function: protein binding. NCBI's taxonomy places the organism in Eukaryota, Fungi, Ascomycota, Sordariomycetes, Glomerellales, Glomerellaceae. The transcript is spliced from 5 exons.
AUGGCUGAGAUUCUCGGCAUCGCUGCGGCUGCUGUGCAACUGACAGAACUGACCGUCAAAAUUCUGUCAGAGGGGUACGCUUUUCUUAACAAGGCCAUUGGCGCCCCGACGGAAAUCCGACAGCUCCUUACGGAAACCGCAGCUUUGGACUGUCUUUUGAGUCGCUUGCGGGACCUAAGCCAAUCGACUAACUCGGGUUCGGCUCGUGAGAAUGCUCUGCUUCGAUUGAAAGAGAUUGGAGUAUUUGAUGAAUGCCAUAAUCUGCUAGCUUCGAUCAACCAGACCCUAGCAUCACUGAGGAAAGAGGACGGCGAACGACUGAGAAAUAUUGCCAAGAGAUUGGCAUGGCCGCUGCAUGUGCAGAAGGCAGUACAAGAGUCUUUGGAUCGUCUCCGGCGAAUGAAAGAAACUCUUUCGACUGCCCUGGACACCAAUGUCGCAAUCGAAACCAAAGUCAACCAGACGGAUUGGCAGAAGGUAUUUUCUUGGGUUUGUCCAGUGACACAUUUGCAAACACAAGACACUUUGCAAGAUCUUUUGAGUCGACGACACACUGGGACUGGGGCUUGGCUCGUCGAAUCUAAGGAGUUCAGAAACUGGGUGAAUGACCAGUCUGAGGAGUUGCUAUGGAUCACCGGCCUUCCGGGGGCUGGCAAAUCCGUUCUAUGUGCCACGGCCGUUGAGGCCCUCCCAGCCAUACUCUCAUCGCCUAAUGGAAUCAUGGUUUACUUCUUCUGCAGUUUCGAGGAAAAGGAGAAAGCUACUCUUCAUUUCCUCAUGAGCAUUGCCGCUCAGUUUGUUUCACGCUCGCAAAGGUGUUUCAAUGCCGCUUCGGAAAGACAAAAGAGUAAGAAAGGCUUUUCGCUAACAACAAGCGACUAUGUGCAUCUCGUUGAGUCUUUCAUGAGCGGCUAUGACCAGGUCAUUAUUGUUGUGGAUGCUCUGGAUGAGGUUGAAGGGAUGCAACACAAAGAGAAAGAAGCCUUCGUUGCAGUUUUACGUCAAUUAAUGGGAAGGCAAGCUGAACCAACCAUCCCUGACGACCCGAGAAGAUCACUGGGCCGACAGAAAGUUGUCGGCAGAAAAAUCAUGAUAACUAGCAGAGAGGAUGCGUAUAUCCGGAGGAGUCUCGCACACGACUGCAAGUGUCUAUCAUGGAAACUAGACUCGCAUCACCCCCUACAGGCGGACCUCGAGCAGUUUGUGUCGGCUGAGCUGCAGGCUAGGAUCAAGUCAAACAAGAUUUGUCUUAGAGACCUGAAAUUGGCACCGAUCAUUCGAGAUCAAGUUCUUCGAACAGCUGGAACUUUCCUCCAAGCCAACCUUCAGCUAGACUACAUCACGGCGACGAGGACUGAUCGGGAGGUUCGACGGGCUCUUCAGAGCCUCCCUAAUGGCCUCAAUGCUACGUAUGAGCAAAUACUUGGUUUUGCUCUCCAAAGAUACCCACGACGGCAGUCCGAGCUGAAGGAUAUCUUGCAAUGGCUCGCCAUUAGUUUGAUACCACUGUCAGUGGAGAAUGUAGCUGAAAUCACGUCUAUUGAAUCAGACGAUACUGCCCUCGAAUUCGAAGCAAUCGUUACCGACCCUUAUGACGUUGUUGCGCCACUCGUACAAUUGGUAUCGUAUUACCAGACGUCGCGACAUCGCUCGCAUGCCGCAACGAUCGUACAGAUGCAUCACGCAACGGUCAAAGAGUUUCUUACUGGAUCUGACAUCCUGAAUACAUCGGCAUCGAUGUUUCACUUCAGCGAAGUUGAUGCGCAUGCGUUCGCAGCGGAAAAAUGUCUUCAAUAUCUUGCUUUCUCUGAUUUUGAUCGCGAGAUACCCAAGAAUUACAAAGAAUUUGAGGCUUUCCUCAAUCAGUACUCCUUCCUGUACUACGCUGCUAAUAACUGGGCAACGCAUUUGCGGCUGUAUAGCUCGUCCUCUGGCAAGACGAAUAUGGAGAGGUUCUAUCGGCACAUGCAAUGGUUUCUGGACCCUGCCCAAAGCCCGCGCAAAUACAAAAUAUGGCAAUAUGUUCUGGAAGAAAGUCCAAGCAUGAAUGCCACCCGUUACAGCGGCAAUCCUAUCACUUAUGCAAUCGCGAAUGAUCUUCACGUCUUGGUAGAUGUAUUGCUUCCCACGUUGGAGGAUAUGAACGGAUACCUCUCCGACGGGAGUACUUGUCUCAUUGUUGCGGCAAUGGUGGGCGACGUCGAACUCGCGCGUCGUCUCCUGAGCAUGGGGGCCAGAGUCGACGUUCCCGACAGGAUGAGGCUUCUGACGCCUCUGCAUGUUGCUGCCGAGGAGGGAAAAGAAAAAAUGGUUGGUUUCCUGCUGGAACACGGGGCAUCACCGUUCGCUCGCAGUGAUACGGGCACGACACCAUUUUACAGAGCUGCACGGAGCGGGUGCACGAAGACAAUCAGGUUGCUAUACAACGCAGGCAGUGAAGUUGAUGCAGAGACAUGGGACACAUGGACGCCUUUGAUGGAAGCGGUUGAGAGUGGCCACUAUGAGGCGGCUCAAUUGCUCCUCUCUUGGGGUGCUGACGCUGGAAACUUAUCGAAGUUUGGUUUUACUCCAUUGGAUCUUGCAUCAAGCGACCUGGCACCUCUGAUUGUCGAAGCCGGGGGUGGCCCAGGGGUGGACAGAAGUGACGAGCGUCAACAAGCAAUUAAUUCCGUGAGGGGAAGAUCGUGA